GUAUAGCACACUGGGGUGUGAAUAUCUCCCAGAGGAUUCUAUUCUAAUAGAAGCAGGUUUACAUGAACACUUGUGAUGUCACACUGUACCGGUUUAAGAUAAGCGCCUUUACCGAGAGCGCCCGUAAAAUAACCCAGACACUGGAAUGCGUUUUGCGCGCUGUCACGCUCGGUGUUCUUAUCAGCUGCGCUUGAAAAUCACCCCUUCAUAACAACGAGCUAACUGUGGAUAGAUAUGUGUGAACAAAUCGUUUCUCGGCACCGUACUCAAGUCAUAUACACUUCUCUCCAGCGAUGUGUCAGCGUGGAUUGCGCUCCAAGCUCCCGAGUCUGCUAAUGAGCGCGAUUCCAUAUGCAUCUAGCACAAUUUGCGGUGCGCUAGAACCGUAUUUUUACGUGUUUCAGGGAGGCGCUAAGGAUCUUGUGAACUCAUGGUAUGUGACAUAGGAAAAGGUGGACUACAAGUCUUGCUACAAUUAGUACUUCUUUUGAGAUCAAGUCGUGGAGAAACAUUCAUCUUCUUUUCCAAUGCCUCAAACAUCAAUAAACUCGAGCCGAACUCAACAACGAUUACCCCUGUCAUCUUUAACCUUGACAGCGCCGUGGCACUUGACGUGGAUGUCCGAGAUCGCCGUAUUUAUUGGUCGGACACCCGGACAAAGGCCAUCAAACGAGCCCAAAUCGACGGGACAUUUAUUGAGGACAUUAUAACCACGAACAUAGGCGUAUGCGAUGGGUUGGCUAUUGAAUGGCGCACAAGACGCAUCUACUGGACCGAUAGAACGUAUAGAUUUAUUCAGGUUGCGACACUGGAUGGGUCUAGAAGGCACGUGCUGAUCUCAAGUGGACUCGACAAGCCACGUGGUAUUGCUGUACACCCUCAGGCUGGGUUGAUGUUUUGGACGGAUUGGGGUGAAAAUCCGAAAAUCGAGCGCGCACGGCUGGACGGCCAAAAACGCCAAGAAAUAGUCACCUCGAAUAUCGGUUGGCCUAACAGUAUUGCAGUCGACUAUGCCGCGAACAGACUCUUCUGGGUCGACGCCAUAAGAGAUUCGUUAGAAUCUUCCGAUUUAGACGGGAGAGCGAGACGGACGUUAUUCCGCCAACCUGGACUGCAGCCCUUCGGGGUAUCGAUUCUCGGCAAGCACGUGUACUGGAGUGACUGGGCCUCAGAAGGUAUUCACAUGAACCGGAUGGGGACGGGGAAGCUGGAGAAGAGCGUAUACAAUGUGGGCAACAUGCCGAUGGGCGUGGCCGUAUUUGAUAAGUCCAGGCAACCUCCAGGAAACAACACUUGCUCAAAACAAAAUGGCGGUUGUAGCUACUUGUGUCUGCCAAGCGCGACAGGAACUCAAUGCGCAUGCCCCUGGGAGAGUCUGCUGUCCAGUGAUAACAAGUCGUGUGCUAAAGCUUCAGAGAUCUUCAUGCUCGUGUCCGACCCUGAGAUUCCCGCCAUCUACAAGAUCUACCUCGACGUACCUAACCACAACCGCGGUGUACUGUCCGUCAACGAGACCACGGACAUUACGUAUGACCGUUUCGAAGAUCGAAUAUACUGGAUAGACGGAGCCCAGAGAAAUAUCCAUCGGGCUUAUAUGAACAUGACUGAGCAUGAACAGUUUGGGAUGUAUACUGUUCGCCCUGAAAGUCUUGCGCUCGACUGGCUAGGACGGCACUUGUACUGGACGGAUGCGGGUACUAAGAGAAUCGAGGCUGCACAGCUUGACACUGGCAUUCAAGCACCGGUUAUUAUGGCAGGUCUGGACAAGCCUCGAGGUCUGGUACUGGACCCGCCUAAUGGUCAUAUGUUUUGGACUGACUGGGGCUCCAAACCGAAAAUCGAGAAAUCCAACAUGGAUGGGACCAGCAGAUGGACCUUACUGGACAAAGACCUUAUUUGGCCGAACGCUCUCACUAUUGACUACCAAAGCAAACGACUCUUCUGGGCUGAUGCCAAGUUGAACCGCAUCGAGGUUUGCGACUGGUACGGUGAAAACCGGAAACCUGUAUUCGAAAAAAGAGGAAUGCACCCCUUCGGAAUGGCCUUCUUCGGGGAUAAGUUGUAUUGGACUGACUAUAAGACCAAGAGCGUGCAGGAGCUUUCUCUUUCCAGCGGCGUCUCAAAGCCGUUUGUUCGCCGAUUGUCCUUUCCUAGAGGUCUUUACGUAUAUGAUCCUAGUACCUAUAAGACAGCUGUCUCCUCGCUUUGUCAGUAUGCUGGCUGUAGUCACUUGUGCUUCAUACGUCAUGGCGGGUACACCUGCACUUGUCCAUCAGGGUACCGACUGGGAAGGAAUAGAAAGACGUGCAUCAGAGCCAACGAAUUUCUAUUAUUCAUCGAUGCCAUCGCAGUCAGCUUAAACAUCCUUCCUCUUGACGAUACGAAUAUCUGGACACCUGUGUCCGUCCUUCCUGGUAAAGCCGUCCAGCCCGCAGACCUGGACUAUGACCCAGUCGAGGACGCCAUCUUCUGGACUGACACAUUUACGGGUACCAUCAACUCUUACAACAUGCAAACUAGGAAGAGCAUGACUCUACAUCGGUGUAACGUGGAACGCCCGGAUGGUAUAGGUGUUGACUGGAUCGGAAGGAAUUUGUACUGGACGGACUCCGGGAAGGGGCGGAUUGAGGUCAGUAGACUGGAUGGGACGGCCAGAAAAGUGUUGAUUCAGGAUGAUCUCGAGCGGCCUACGGCCCUUGUGCUGUUUCCAGAGGAGGGAACAAUGUUCUUCAGUGACUGCGGCAGCCGACCUAAGAUGGAGAAAGCGUACAUGGACGGCACGUCAAGGAUAACGUUUGUUGACAGAAAGAUCACGUGUCCAACUAGCCUCAAUAUCGAUCGCCAAUCAGAGCGUAUCUACUGGCUGGACGACAACAGAGACGGUAUUUGGAGUGUGUUUUUCAACGGAGCCAACCGAGAAGUUACGUACUUCGAGCGCGGCACGUUUCCUUGGGGGAUAACACUUAGCGGACUGAUAACAUUUGUGUCUGACUGGAAGAGAGGAAAUAUCUACAAGUUGAGCAUAGAGACGAACGUGGAGCUUAACAUUACAGUAGCAGAGGAGAUCAAGAAGCCAACAGCAAUUCGCUAUUACAAUCAGUCCCGCUACAAUUUUGUGGAGUCGCAGUGCUCGCUGAAUAAUGGAGGAUGUAGUGACUUGUGUUUGCUGCGUCCGCACUCUCGCACGUGUGCAUGUGCCACAGGAGUACCCCUGAGUCCUGACGAGAAAACCUGUGACCACGCGGUCUUCAACGGACAGUCUAACGAAAGGUAUCUCUUAAUCUCCGACCUCCAGUACAGGGACGUCUUCAAAGUACCACUCCAUAUAUCUGACUUCCCCUGCCUUUCACUUUACAACAAUCCAAGAACAGAUCUACCCGAGCAAAGCCCAGUCGCUGCCUCUGUGGUUUACAACCCCCGGGAUAGACUUAUCUACUGGACCGACGAACGGCGGGGUGCAGUGAUGAGGGCAUCGCUCGAUGACUCCUUCCGAGAGGUUAUUGCUGAUAAGGGCAUCAUAUCCCCGGAUGGUAUAGACGUAGAUUAUAUCUCAAGGAAUGUGUACUGGACCGAUCCGAAAAGAGGGCGGAUAGAGGUGGCGAGCUUGGACGGCAAAGAUCGGUUGACGCUGACAGGCUGGUCUCCUGAUAAGCCAGGGGCGAUUGUGUUGGACCCUGUUGAGGGCCGAAUGUACUGGGCAGACUACGGCACGAAUCCCAAAAUCAUGACGGCCCACAUGGAUGGCAGCAACAGGAAGAUCCUAAUGGGGGUCGGUAUCAACAUUACCACCGGGCUAGCUAUCGACUUCCGCUUCCGAAGAUUGUACUGGUGCGAUAUGGGUACGGGCAAGAUCGAAAGCAUGUCUCUAAACGGCGGAAAUAGAAUUUCAGUGUAUGACUUAAAUGCUGGGAGGAAGUUCAGGGCAAGGCCGUUCGGAUUGGCGUUUAGCAAGGGCAAGUUAUACUGGGCGGACAUGAUGGCCGGGACCGUGUACGAGCUUGAGGUGGCGACCGGUACAACGAGGGUGGUCGCAUCAGGGCUGUUCUCACCGACGGAUGUUAGGGUUGUCGACCAGAGGGAAUUGUUUGAUGAUGCAGAAAAUCGCUCACCUUUGCGUAAAAACUUCACGAACAAGUGUGGUCACUUGAAGGGUGGCUGCAGUAACCUGUGCCUACCGCGACUAGCUCCUCCUGGUAGGAGGUGCGCAUGCUCAAAAGGUGUUAAAUUAAAGAGGGACGACCCGACGACUUGUGAAGGAGUCUACCGCUGUUCUAAGCCUCCGCGUACGAGGCACCGCAAGGUUGAUCCACUCUGUAACAAUCUCCCGGGGACGAGAUGCACCUUCUCGUGUGAGCCUGGAUACGCCAUGCAGGGACAGGCAACCUUGCACUGCUACAACAACGGCUCCUGGUCCGCGUCCUUUCCCACAUGUAAAGUGAUCACAUGUUUGCCUCCCAUCCCGCCCCGGUACGGUUACAUGGACCCCCCAGAGUGUAACUUUGGUGCGGGUGUCAGCUACGGUGUCACAUGUUACUAUGUAUGUAACAUCACGGCUGGCUUCAUGAAGGAGGGGCCUGAGUCUACCUUUUGCCAAUCAAACGGCAUGUGGACUAUGGACACGGUGCCACCUUCGUGCAGAGACACCAAACCUCCAAUCAUUGUCUGCCCUGAGAACAUCUAUACCCAGACAGACCCUGGAAAGCCCACAGCAAAGGUCACUUGGCCGACACCAGUCCCUCAAGAUAACGCGGACAGGAAGCCGCGCCUGCGAGUUGAGCCAAAGGGGAUGCGGUCUCCACAUGAAUUUCCCGCGGGCGACACCAUGAUCACGUAUACGUCUGAGGACGAGUCCGGCCUGACAAGCUCCUGCAGCUUUCUGGUUACAAUAGAUGAUAGGGAGGCACCUCGGGUCAAGUCAUGCCCGCAUAAUUAUACCGUUAUGACCGAGACGCAGCCGAGUGUGCUCAACUUUCCCGGCAUCAGCUUCGAGGAUAAUGUCGGGAUCGAACGAAUUGAUUUUAUCAAUGGAACCCAGCUGGAGUGGGGCGAUCAUGAUGUGACCGUCCGCGCGCAUGAUAAAGCCGGCAACACCGCUGACUGCAUGUUCAAGACAAUGGUAUACUCCAAGUCCUGUGCUAUAGACUCACCUCUGAACGGAUUCAAGCAUUGCCGGUUUUGGCGAGACGGCGGUAUUUACUGCUUUAUUGGCUGUAACAGUGGCUACGGCUUCUCCACCGUCGUAGAGAAGAUGUACAUGUGCUCGGUUUCGGAUCACUGGAUCCACGCUCGCAUGAGUGUAGAUGGGCUGGCACAUUUUCCAGACUGCUCAAGAGUAUCCAAGGUAAAAGAGGUUUCCAUUAAGGGAGUCCUGUAUUACAAGAGCAGCAUGUGCCUGCGCCCUCACCAGCAGAGGUCUGUACAGCGGCAUUUCUCCAAACUGCUCAACGCUCACGUGUUAUCUAGACUCGAGUGUUGUACAACAAAUGGUACCUGCAAAGUUGGCAAGAUUCAACCAGCAUGCUACGAUGAUAAAGAAUCAAGGCGUCGCAGAAGAGCUGUCAAUCCGUCACCUAGGUUACGCGUCCGGUUUAUGAUUAAGGUGUUCCUAAAGACUGAGGCGUCCUUCUCUGUGAUGAACAGAACACGUCACAAUAUCCUCAACAUGCUGCGACGGGGAAUCAAUGUCAGCGUGUUCCACAUGAUGAUUGGCAAAAACAAGACUUCUGUGGACGUCGACAAGGGAUUCAAUGUGUUGGUUGAAGGCAUCUGUGGAUCAGGUCAAGUCUACAACGACGGGAAAUGUGUGAACUGUCCGAUUGGCUAUUUCCAUAACGCGACCGAAUGUAGUUGUACCUUGUGUCCGCCGAACACUUAUCAAGACCAGGAGCAACAGUCCAAGUGCCACAUGUGUCCGGCCGGGCUUUCCACAUUCGGCCUACAGGGGGCGACAUCUAAAGAUCAGUGCAGAGAAUGCAAAGACUAUGAGCCUGAGGACAAGUACGGUGAUUGUACCACGUGGCGCCAGCAGAUGAAGUGUGUCAAGGAUCGACCGAUGAUGUUCAAAUACUGCCCAAAAACAUGCGGGAUCUGUCGAACCUGGCAAAAGAGGGCGGAGGUGCUCAGUAACAAGAAAGCAAACUCAGUUAAUCUUAAGGCUGUUAUUCCGGCACUAGUCAUCCCGACCAUCAUUGUCAUCUGUAUAGCAGUCGCGGUGAUAAUACUCUUACGGAAAAGGAAGAAAUCAAGACUGAAUAUGGAUAAUUGCCACGAUAAACCAUCUCCAUCAAAGAAAAAAGUUAGAAUCCAACAGCCUAACAGUAACAAAUACAAUUGCAUUCCAGUGAAACAGCUCCAAGUGAGACUUGAAAAGAGACGAAAAUCAAAAAAAGCCAGAGAAAAGGAUAAAAGUACGAAAAAUUACAACGGUGUGGUCUGCGUCUCCAGCCCAAUGCUGCGUCACUCGAACAGCGUGGAGAAAAAACUCGCAAAUGACUCUAUUGUUAGAGAAGAAGACGAAAUAUAUGUAAGAAUACCUCUGCAGAGGUUUCGCGUUCGCCUUGAUGACAGAAAGAAAAGGGACGAAGAUAAGGCGAAAGACGAAGAUGAGAUAGAGCAAGAAAGAGUCUCUAACACUACGCUGGAACUUCAGGCUUUGAACGCACAAAUGGACGCAACCCAGGUGUAACGGUGGCGGGAAAAUUGAGUCACUUUUCUUCUAGAACCAUCCAUCGCAUUUGCGGCUGCAAAGUGUGAAAACCCGCAAUAUUACCCACUGCGUGCAGAGGGGGUCAUUGAGCUGGGCUGAGAAGCGUGCCAUUACCCACGCACAAGUGUAUUUGUGUGAGGCGCUACUUACCUGCCAACAUAUACAUGGAUGAGAGCACAGUCUUGAGCCUCGAGGUGCCGAUUGGUUGAAAGAGGAGGAGAGUUUGUGUAAACGCCGAGACUAGAAAAUGUCUGCCAGGCGUCGUGUAUUUUAAAUUCAUAAAAUCUAUUUAAGAAUAAUAUUUAACUUGUAAAUAUACUUUUUUUAAAGCAGACACCUUAUCGUUGAACGCUGUUGCACAUUUUUCUUGUUCACGUGCGUUGAUUUGUAGCAGUUUUCAUUUUUUUCUGUUCAAGAACACGAAUCUUUUUUCCUGUUAGAUAUCAGCACAAAGUCAACGGGUAAAUCAACAUUUGAUUUGAUGUUGUACACCUUACUUUAAAAAACUUCGCGCCGAAGUGUGUUCAUGUCUGAUAACAAUCAAAGCAAACUCGUUUCCGAAUAAAUAGAUAUAAGAUUUGGAUUUCCAUAUGUAAUCACCUUAAUGUGUGUCGUCGUGGUAUACUAAGCAUUUAGCUGAUCCUGAAAAGGUCCACCUAAAAAGACAUGUCCAACAUUGGAAUUGUCACUUUUUCUCGCAUAUCUAUUUUUUUUUAACUGGAUCAGGGUUAAUUCAAAUAUUGUAUGCAGCAAUCCCUUCCCGAGAAGCAAUUCUAUAAUGAGUCACGUGACAAAAUAAAAAUUUAAAAAAUUUCCAGAUUACAUGUAUUGGUGUAUCACAUGGUUGGCGGAACGCAGGUUUAACGUUAUUUGAGACAGCGGUGCCUUUCGUGGCCUGCUUGUACAUGGCCAUACUUAAUUAUAUUAAUAAUAAUUAUUGCUAUAAUUCGUUUUGAAACUAAAAACACUCUUCUGAUUUAUUGUAUGAUGGGAUCAUGAAAUCCCCUUUCUCUUUUGCAUUUUAAUGCUAGUUUUAUGUUGUUGUGUAGUACAUUUUAGAAAGAAAUCAAUCCUACUACUAUAGUUUUGUAGUGCCUAAGGCUAUUGAUAGUCUUCUUGUAAAAGUGUAGGCAGUGCUCACUGUAUUUCAUCCUUUAUUCUAUAAUUUGAGAUAAAAUUAAUUAAGCAGGGCAUCUCGAGCUCUGUCUGCGCUACAAACUGCGUAUUUAAAUAAAAUGCGAUAUUUGUAAA
Molecule: messenger RNA, 7957 nt
Organism: Nematostella vectensis (starlet sea anemone)
Lineage: Eukaryota; Metazoa; Cnidaria; Anthozoa; Actiniaria; Edwardsiidae
Product: low-density lipoprotein receptor-related protein 6
Exons: 26
Coding region: 431-6685 (2084 amino acids)
Source: RefSeq, a predicted model, not a curated record